This is a messenger RNA of Magallana angulata, 1196 nucleotides long. RefSeq lists its product as uncharacterized. Bases 155 to 829 code for a protein of 224 amino acids. The record is from RefSeq and is a predicted model, not a curated record. The transcript has 6 exons. Lineage: Eukaryota; Metazoa; Mollusca; Bivalvia; Ostreida; Ostreidae.
AGACACUGGGACAUUUUUCUCAAAUUGUAAUAAAACAGAAAAUGCUAAGCUCGCCAAGCGAAAGUUUUAUCUGAAAAUUUUGACAAACAUUUUGCGCAACAUAUUUUUUCCUUUCUUCGAAAUAUGCGAUAACGACGCUCUUUCGAAGACGGAAAUGAACGUGCAAAUGUUUAUGGAGGGGAUAGCGAAAGAAUUGACAGUGCUCCUGGCGUUUUUAACCCUAUGCGUUACCCGUGGACAAGAAACCCCCUCAGCCCAUGGACUUUGUUCGUCUGGGAUGAAUGUUUUCUCGUCGGAUGGGGUCUACAUUGAGCCUAUCGCCAAGAGCUCGGUCAGACUGCACAAGCUACACAAGACCUUCGAAGACGGGCAUAUACUCUCGUUUGAGAUGAAUGCUACUUCCCCCAAUGGGGUGGUGUUUUAUAUGGCUUCUAAGCAUCAGAACCCCAGCAAGUCAGAGUUCAUCGCCUUGGAGAUUGUGGAUAGCUAUUUCCGGUACCACAUUAAGUGUAGCCAUCUUAACGCGAUGCUGACGGUGCCAAGAAUAGUAGCCAACGAUGCGCAGUUUCACAAAAUUUCCUUUCAAAGAACCCGAACACGAGGAAGAUUAACGAUUGAUGGAAGACACUUCUUCAAGAACUUCCGGGUAGAGUGCAAAGGCUUCCGGUCCAUGAUUUUUGGCGGACUACUCCCGGAAGACAGGACGCACACUGAUCCUCUUCAGAAAUACGAGUCCCAUUUCGAAGGGUGCAUACGCAACCUUGACACUUCAACCGGUGUUUUAGACGAGCCUCGUUAUCAUGCCGUGUCACAGUGUCACAACACGUGAUCAGUCACAUGACAGGAAGUUCUUUGUUCUUCUUAUUUACGACUGGUGCAACCAUUCUCCGUCUUCCACCGAUUCUACGGUGGGCUCUUUUCCACCCUGACCAAGUAACCUCCAGACAAGCCACUAGUUUGUCGUGACUACUUUAAACACUUUGUGGUGUAUUGACAGUAUUGUUGCGUGUUUUAUGCCGUCCUUUGAAGGGUGCCUGCAAGUGAAGGAUGCUGGUGAAUUACAAUGAGUGACCUGAUGUUGUAAAUAUAUAAAUUAUAUAUAUGUAUUGUCAUAAAAGACGUUCACAAUAUGUACAUACAGUCAGUUGAAAGAAUCUCAUUAAUUAAAAAUUAAAAAUAUACUUUUGCAAAUACAA